Laetiporus sulphureus 93-53 is the source of this 156-nucleotide messenger RNA. RefSeq lists its product as uncharacterized. Lineage: Eukaryota; Fungi; Basidiomycota; Agaricomycetes; Polyporales; Laetiporaceae. The transcript has 2 exons. The annotation marks the transcript as partial. The record is from RefSeq and is a predicted model, not a curated record.
GGUCUCCUCAUUGGCUUCCCAUUCUGCAAGGCAAAGGACAACAUUCAGGGAAUACAGAACAAGCUAUUCCCGAUGUUCAUGUCUACGAUCAUCAGUUCCGCGCUCGGGAAUCAGCUACAAGUGGCAUUUUUGGACAUGCGCACCAUGUGCGAGGUU